Molecule: messenger RNA, 2609 nt
Organism: Elaeis guineensis (African oil palm)
Lineage: Eukaryota; Viridiplantae; Streptophyta; Magnoliopsida; Arecales; Arecaceae
Product: transcription factor VOZ1
Biological process (GO): positive regulation of DNA-templated transcription; positive regulation of long-day photoperiodism, flowering
Cellular component (GO): nucleus
Molecular function (GO): sequence-specific DNA binding
Source: RefSeq, a predicted model, not a curated record
AAUAUAUUAUAUGCGCCCGGGUAUCAUUCAUUCUUGCCUUUGCCGCGUCCUUGGCUUUUCCAGGUUCCCUUCAUGGAGAGACAGUGGUGGUGAUGGUAGCAGUAGGCUAAGUCACAAGUUUUCCAGUCCCGAGAUCGAGAUUAGAAGAUUUAGUCUGCAAAAGAUAGCAGUAAUAACGAAGAAAGGAAAAGAAAAAAAAGGCAGCGAUCACAUCCCCACUCGCUCUUCUCUCCUCCAGAUUCCCCAAUACUGAAAAAGAGAAGAAAAUUUCAAAAAAAAAAGCCGGUCUUUUCCUUGUGUGCCAUAUCUUAUUCUUCCCCUAUCUCCAUUGAAUUCCCUUAAAUUCGGGACCGAUUUUUGGAGGGGAAGGAUCAGUGUGCGGAGUGAGAUGCGGAAGGGGUCGAAGAGUGACGGGUGCCGGUCGGCGGCCCACCGGCUCCUCAAGGACACGGCCAAGAACCGGGUGGACGAUCUCCAGGGCAUGCUGGCCGACGCCCAGGCUGCACGCAAGGAGAGCCGCGCCGCCGACGCCGCCGUCCUCGAGGAGCAGGUCCACCAGAUGCUCCGCGAGUGGAAGGCCGAGCUCGACGAGGCCUCCCCCGCUUCCUCCUUUCCCGGACAUAGCCACGGAUCUUCGGACCUGUCCUCGUACAUCCGCCGCAUGCUGCAGCUUAAUGAGGAGGAGGAUGAUGCGACGAGCAAGUUGGCGGAUCUGCCGCACGGCGCCAAUCUGAAGCCCGAGCCGCUGGAGCAGCUGGAGCCCGACGCUGGGGGCCUUCAUGGUGGAGGACCUGCUGCCUUUCUGGACGAAUUUUUUGUCUCUCAGGAACCACCAGAUUAUGGAUUUCUAGGGGCUGAGCGAUAUAAAAGCUCUCUUUUAACAGGAGUGCACCAUGCUGCCUCGAAUUAUCUGGAAGGAAAUACUGAUUUUGACUACCAGCAGUUCACUGUGCAUCAGGAAUUACAGCAUAAUGUAUAUAUUGGUUUUGAAGCUAGCAGGCAGAAUGGAGGGGAUGUUGUACCACUCAUCUCAGAAUUCAUUCCAGCAAUAUGCCCCCCACCUUCUGCUUUCCUAAGGCCAAAAUGUGCACUCUGGGACUGUCCUAGGCCUGCUCGGGGAUCAGAAUGGUACCAAGACUAUUGCAGCAGCUUUCAUGCUACUCUAGCAUACAAUGAAGGACCUCCUGGUAUGACUCCGGUGCUGCGGCCUGGUGGGAUAGAUUUGAAGGAUGGCCCACUUUUUGCUGCUCUCACUGCCAAGACACAAGGAAAGAACGUUGGUAUACCAGAAUGUGAAGGGGCAGCAACUGCUAAGUCUCCUUGGAAUGCACCUGAGCUCUUUGAUCUUCUAGUUCUUGAUGGGGAAUCACUCAGAGAAUGGCUAUUCUUUGAUAAGCCUCGAAGGGCAUUUGAGAGUGGGAACCGGAAGCAAAGGUCACUGCCUGAUUACAAUGGUCGUGGUUGGCAUGAAUCGAGGAAGCAGGUGAUGAAGGAAUUUGGAGGAUUGAAGAGGUCCUACUACAUGGAUCCACAACCCCUGAGCCAUUAUGAGUGGCAUCUGUAUGAAUAUGAGAUCAACAACUGUGAUGCUUGUGCCUUAUACAGGCUGGAACUCAAGCUGGUUGAUCCGAAGAAAAGUGCCAAAGGAAAAGUAACAACUGAUUCACUUCUUGAUCUGCAGCAGCAGAUGGGAAGGCUUAAUGCUGAGAAUCCCAUGGAUAACAAGCGGUAUAUUAAGGGCAGGGUGAAACUUAACCAUAAGGAUGGUGCUGAAAAUGCUUAUUCAGCUUCAAAUGUAGUCAAUGAAAGGGAACAUAGCCAAAAUGCUUAUUCAGCUUCAAAUUUAGUCAACCAAAGGGAAUGUGGCCAAAAUGCUUAUUCAGCUUUGGAUCAGAAAGGUCCUAUAGAUGAAAACCUUGGUUAUGGACCAAGCCUACCAUAUGCUUACUCUGUUGAUAGCCUGAAUAACUAUUAUGGGACGUAAGUCAGGAGAUAUGAGCAGCCGGAUGAAAUGGUUGUCAUCUUACGAGGAUGAAUUUGCUAACUGAUUGAGUCACUCAGAAAGAAACCAAAUGGUUCCAACCGUCUGAUAUACCCAGCUUACUUUCAGAUCUAUAAAACCUACGACCAAGUUCUUAGUUACUUCAAAUGGGCUAAUAUUUAGAUCAUCAUGUGGAGAAAGGAAUAUGUGUCCUUAGUAAUGGUAUUCUGUGGCAGUAAUCGAUGAAUAAUGAUUGACAGUGGCUUUAUCAGAGCAUUUACAAUUGCUUUGUCAAGAUGGACAGAGGACAAGCAUCUGGCAGCAUUCUCUCACCAGAGCAGCAUAGGUGAAGGUGCCAAGUUCUUUAUAGCAUCAUGUGCUUGUAUUAUCUCUAAUGUCUUUGGUUGUCUAAUGUCUUGGUUGUAUAGAUUCAGACUUUAUUUAAUAGUUUGGAAAGAUCUUUUGUAUGCAUCUUACAGAUAUGGGGGGCAUCCUACAGAGAGUUUCUCAUGCAACACGUGUCAAUUGAAUGCAGGACAUUGGUCUGCUAUCAGCUCAAAGGGCUGUUGGCUGACCUUUUACAUAAAUUAAGCUUUCUAUCGUGUGUAUUGUGUGCAUGCUUUUAAAA